Messenger RNA from Medioppia subpectinata, 755 nucleotides. NCBI's taxonomy places the organism in Eukaryota, Metazoa, Arthropoda, Arachnida, Sarcoptiformes, Oppiidae. The record is from the annotation of a GenBank genome assembly.
UAAUUAAUUUAUCCAAUAGGCUCGAUAGGGGUGGGCAGUGGUCGCGACACCGGGCGCCGGGAUGUGACCGACGACGACGAGAUUGACUACAUUUUGGGCGGACUUAUGAGGGAUGGCGACCCGAACCGGCCCUGGCCUGAGUCCGAGUCGGGACUCAAGUUUGAGAUAUGCGAAAAAUAUUUAGCCAAUUGGAUGGAUGUUUUGGAAUACGUGCUAACAAAAUACCCUGAGCACUCGGAGCUACAUACAAUGAUGCGCGUAAUGAUCAGCGAGGCACUUCGGAUCAGGCACAUUAGCUGUUUCACCAGCACUGUUCACACGAGCAAACUGUUAAAAUUUCACAAAGAAGUUAAUAGUAAGGCCGAUACAAUUAAGGGGCUCCGGGAACAAGCAAUUAACGUGUUUACACUGGCCGCUCAGCCAACUGGUAAUAAUUUUACCCUGGAUGACAUUUUCUGUUUUCACAUGUGGUUCGCCCGGGAACGGGACUCCCUAUUACCGUCCGACACACAAAAGUACCAAAACUCGCUGAAAGAGAAAUCCCAGAAAUCAUUGAGCAAGUACUUUUUAAAAGUGGUCGGCCAUAACAUACCCAAUGAGUGCGAUUUUGCCAAAUUGCGUACAAACGCCCCGACAAUCACCACUGAAUCCAAGCGCCAGUCCAUGGGUUUGGCGCUUAUCGAGGCCUUUGCCAAUCAAUUAAAACAAUGAUUAAGAUAAACAAUAAUUUUAUUUAUAUAAAAUGAAAUAAAUUG